GUGAACAUAAAUUUAUUUUUAUGAACAUUUCAUGUUAAUGAGCCGCCGGUCGAUGAUUAAAUUCGUGUGAAACUUGUGUUCGCCGCGGUGGCAUUAAAAUUCAUCGGCGCAUUAAACAGCGGCAGCCGUGUGAAUUUCGAACCGGGCACCGUUUGAUUUAUUGACGAAAACAAAGUGAAUCGAUUAAUUGGAUUUUAAUUUUAUUACAAAUCACCGGAUAUUGUCGCAUAGAAACACUGCACAGUGUUAAACUAAAUGAUCAUUCGUUGAUGUUCGCUUUUCGAAUUGGAAAAAAUCAAUAUGUCAAUGAUGAAAAAAACAAACAAAGCCAACGAAAAUAGCCGGUGGAUACCUCUGUGUGUGAAAAAAAUGUAACCGAUGUUGACCUUUUCGAACGCGCCUCGGUACUAGCGCGGCCAGCUGACGCGCUGUUGCCAGCUCAGCCGCCGCACGGCGCCGGUAUACACCCUUAUCGCCUCUAACGCUGCGGGAUAGCGGCGAAAACGGCGUGCCAUUGUUAAGUAUAUAACGCACUUACGGCACUCUGCAUCCGCGCCGACGACACUUCCCGCGCGAAAAAUUCGAAAUGCUUUUUAUCAGUGGCGUUCGUGACGCGUCCGAUAGACGAAUAUUUGUAGUGAACGUGCAUAGUAUUUAAUUGACUUUCUACAAUUAGUGGAUUGUAGUUUCGAUAUUUUUUAUACUUUCGACAUUUUCAGCCGAUUCGCAUGUGAAAUAUUGAUUUGUUCGCAGUCGCUACGUGGACCGCGUCGUGGUGUGUCAAACCAAAGUGUCCAAAGUUAGAUUUUAGGCGAAUAGAUUAUUUAUAUUAUUGUGUUAUUAUAUUGAAAAGUAUUUAAUUAGUGAAUAUAUUUUAAUUGUUAUAAUUAAAAAAGUGAAGAAGGUGCAUACGUAUUGUACCGUAUUUUACAAAUUACUCGGAGUUGGUUUUUCAAACAAUUUUGAACCAUACGGAAUUUGAAUAAUUGCCACGUCACGACACAAAAGUGCCAGGAGUGCAUAAAUUAAAAGAAGAUUUCGAAAUUGGAACAUCAGUUUACUACUAGCGCGAGGCCCGAUGGCGCGGUGACAAAGUGGCCUACAUGCCGGUGGCGCUGGGCUCGCUCGGCGGCGAGGGCGAGUACCGCGACUACGGCCAUCACCUCUCGCCGCACCACCCCUCGCAUCCGCCGCAUAUACAGUACCAUGAGUACGCGCCGCCGCCGCCGCCGAUCUACCACCCGAUACCGGAUCCUUACUUCAGGCGGCACGCGCCAUAUUUCGGUCAGCCCGACUACAGAGUAUAUGAGCUCAACAAAAGACUACAACAGAGGACAGAGGACUCUGACAAUUUGUGGUGGGACGCCUUCGCGACGGAGUUUUUCGAGGACGACGCCACGUUAACGCUCGCCUUUUGUCUCGAAGAUGGACCCAAAAGAUACACAAUCGGCAGGACGUUGAUACCGCGCUACUUCCGCAGCAUAUACGAAGGCGGCGUGUCGGAGUUGUACUACACGAUGCGGCAGCCCAAGGAAUCGUUCCACAACACCAGCAUCACGCUGGACUGCGACCACUGCACGAUGGUCACGCACCACGGGAAACCCAUGUUCACAAAGGUGUGCACGGAGGGGCGGCUGAUCCUGGAGUUCACGUUCGACGACCUGAUGCGCAUCAAGUCGUGGCACAUGUCGGUGCGCGCGCACCGGGAGCUGAUCCCGCGGCAGGCGGUGCACCCGCCCGACCACGCCGCGCUCGACCAGCUCGCCAAGAACAUCACGCGCCAGGGCAUCACCAACUCCACGCUCAACUACCUCAGGUUGUGCGUGAUACUGGAGCCGAUGCAGGAGCUGAUGUCGCGGCACAAGGCGUACGCGCUGUCGCCGCGCGACUGUCUCAAGACGACGCUCUUCCAGAAGUGGCAGCGGAUGGUCGCGCCUCCUGAGUCGCAACGGCCGGCGAGCAAGCGGCGCAAGCGCAAGGGCAGCGCCGGCGCCAACGCCGCGCCCCCCGCGCCCGCCAAGAAGCGCUCCCCCGGACCCAACUUCAGCCUCGCCUCGCAGGACGUGAUGGUGGUGGGCGAGCCGUCGCUUAUGGGCGGCGAGUUCGGCGACGAGGACGAGCGGCUGAUCACGCGGCUCGAGAACACGCAGUACGAAGGCGACGGCGUGGAGUGGAGCGCGCCGCCGCCCGCCUCGCCCGCCAAGACGCCGCCCGGCACGCACUGACACCACUCUCCACAGAAUAUAUAAAUAAAUAAAUAUAGGCCUUUACGGAUAAAUUAUA
Molecule: messenger RNA, 2283 nt
Organism: Manduca sexta (tobacco hornworm)
Lineage: Eukaryota; Metazoa; Arthropoda; Insecta; Lepidoptera; Sphingidae
Gene: Chi
Product: LIM domain-binding protein 2-like
Exons: 8
Coding region: 1104-2225 (373 amino acids)
Biological process (GO): nervous system development; negative regulation of transcription by RNA polymerase II; positive regulation of transcription by RNA polymerase II
Cellular component (GO): transcription regulator complex; nucleus
Molecular function (GO): LIM domain binding
Source: RefSeq, a predicted model, not a curated record